UUGAUGGCAUCUACAUAGAGGUUGUGUGAAAUUCGUGCUGUGUUCUUUGUAAUUUUAGUUCAUAGUUCCUUCUAAAUUUAGCUAAAUAACAUUUCCUCUUCUUUUGACAAAGCGCAGUUUUCAGAUGGCGGCUGUCGGUGACCUGUGGGUGUCUUGGUUCAGUUGUUGCGUGCAACAGCCGCAAAAACGAAGAAUUCGGAUUGACAGGUCGAUGAUUGGCUCGCCGACUAAUUUCCAGCACACGGGACACAUAGGGAGCAGGGACGUCGAAAUGCCCGGCGAUCAACUCGUAGCGUUACAGAACCAAAUGAAAAGUAAAGGUGGCUACGACACCACCUACAAGGAGUUGAACUGGUGCCAAUGACUUGUUAUUAUUUAUUGUGACAGUGCGAAUGUGUAUUUAUUCAAAGUAUUAGGUCACACGGAUGCGUGUAUAUAUGUGUUGUUUUGUAUAUAGGAAAGGUAGCAUUGAAGUGUAUUCAAAUCCGCAUUUAUCUUACAUACCUACAUUAGGUUUAUAAGUGCACUCGAUUUCAUUCGUCACGUUAUUUGUUAUCAUUCAAGUGGUGCUCUUGUUAUCAGUUUUGUAAACAUGAUAGUUAUAAGCCGUGCCAAAAAUCAUCUAAGUUAAGUAUUUUACUCUUAUUUAAACCAAAAUUUGUUGUGAUUUAUGUUUUAUUGUUAACACAGACCUAGCAAUACAAUGCCUUCAUGUGUAACCUUCUCAUGGAACGAGGUUCCAAGUCGCCUUAACGAAGUGAAAUAUUUUUGCACAUACCUGUUGAAGCACAAGUAUUAUUCUUGAUAAUUACUGUUACUGUACUUACUAGUGUAAAUUUGUAUCGUAUGAAUAAAGUAGUUCAAUGACAAGCGUUGAAA
This is a messenger RNA of Zophobas morio, 879 nucleotides long. It is a transcript of the gene Spec2, whose product is annotated as CDC42 small effector protein homolog. Gene Ontology annotation, biological process: regulation of Rho protein signal transduction. The record is from RefSeq and is a predicted model, not a curated record. Gene Ontology annotation, molecular function: small GTPase binding. The coding region runs from base 125 to 364 and encodes 79 amino acids. Gene Ontology annotation, cellular component: plasma membrane. NCBI's taxonomy places the organism in Eukaryota, Metazoa, Arthropoda, Insecta, Coleoptera, Tenebrionidae. The transcript is spliced from 4 exons.